AUGCGGAAAAUACUUGUGUCCCAGUCUGGAUUGUUUUACGGUGGCACAACGGCUCGACGUGCUGCACUGCUGAAUCUGGCUGCAUGGCCCCUUCACCCCACAGGGAACAACUGCCAACAGCUCCUUGGCAGCUGCGGUUUGUGCCAGUUGUACCAGAGCUGACGGUUUCCUCAGGCCCUAGGAAUGCAGCCGGGAGCUUCCAAAAGUCCCCAAUGUCCUUGCCUUGCCUUCCGAGCUCUGGGGACACAGCUAAGUAUCUUCUACUCUGUGUCACUGGGACGUAUGUCUACAACCACGACAAUAAUAGAUGGUAAGAACGGAUCCGUUCCCUCAUCAUCCAUGAAAGUGGGCAAGAAAUCAGUCACAGAAGACCUCAUCACAACAUUCAGCUCACCAGCAGCAUGGCUUCUUGUUGUUGCUCUGAUUGUUACCUGGUCAGCAGUAGCUAUUGUAAUGUUUGACUUGGUGGAUUACAAAGCCUUUGCAGCCACCUAUUCACAACAUUGCGAUGACCCCUGUUUACCACCUGGAAGAUCUGUUAACAAGCUCAGCACAGAACCACUGAGAAUCAUUCAUGAGGCAUUGGAAGAAUCCACUGAUUGGCUUUAUGGCUUUAUUUCUUUACUGUCUGACAUCGUAUGGAGUGAUGAUGAUGACAGUGAUGAAGGUGAAGUGGAACCUUCCCUGAAAAAAGAAAUUCAUAAACAGAAACAGGAGAGACAUGAAAAACGAACACCACUGAAGGUAAUUCACAGAGACAAACCUGAAAAACAAGAAAAAAUUGAGAGGAAGGAACCCCUAAAGGUGACACAUAAAGACAAACUGGAAAGACAAGAAAAAUCUGAAAAAAAGGAAAGGCAUGCAGCUAUUCACAAGGAGAAACCUGAAAAGCCAGAAAAACAUGAAAAGAAAACACCUUCUAAAGUAAUUCAAAAAGAGAAACCUGAAAGACAUGAAAAAGCCGAAAAGAAACCUCCUCCCAAAGAGGAGAAGAAAGUAAAGAGCACUAAAGUGGAAGCAAAAGUUAAAAAGGAAGUGAAGGAUGGAAAAGGAGAAGCAAAGAUGGCUGAGAAGGUCAAGCAGGCAGAGACUAAAACAACAGAAGUUGGGCUAAUAAAGGCCAAACCGAAAGUUAAGGAGGAGAAAGCUCUUCAGACUGUAACUAAAUCGGAAAAGAAAGAUCAAUAUGCAUUCUGUCGCUAUGUGAUUGACAUGUUUGCGCAAGCGGAUUUUUAUCCAGGACAUAAGGAAAUGGUACCACCUCGUCUUCUUCUAGAACAUAGUCCAAGAAAGAAACCAGCAGCUAUUGAAGAGAGAAAAGAGGAAAAGAAAAAGACUGAUGUAAAGAGGGCUGCGACUGAAACUAAGAAGAAAGAAAAAGAAGGAAAAAAAGAGAAAGCUCAUGAGAAGACAGCUGUCCCUGAAAUUAAAAAAGCAGGGACUCACUGGCAUGAAAGGCACUAUAUAAACUUGGAGAGUUUUUAUCUUACAGAUAAAAAAGAAGCUGCUGUGUCCAAAGAACUUAAAAAGCCAGCGAAAGCUCCUGCAGCCAAACCAGCCACCAAAAAAGCAGCAGCACCAGAACCACACAAGAAAGAAAAAAUAAUGGAAACUGCAUCUGUGGAAACUCUGAAGUCAAAAGCAGUACCUGAAAAGAAGGAAGAAAAAGCAACGAAGGCAGCAGAGCAAGAUAAACCAAAGACGAAACAAGGAAAUCCUGGAAAAGAGAAAGAAUUGAAAUCUCCAGCUGCUACAAAAGAUAAAGAACAUGCUAAAGAAAAGGAAGGAAAGAAUCCUGCAGCUUUAAAAGAUAAAGAUUCUCUGAAAGGAAAAAAUCCCAAGAAUCCAGAGGGGUCAAAGGAAAAAGAGACUGGUAAAAGAAAAGAUGUGAAGCCUCCGGCAGUCUUAAAGGAAAAGGACUCUUCAAAAGGAAAAGAAAUGAAGGCUUCAACUGUGACUAAGGAAAAAGCUGCAGUGAAAAAGGAGGGGGAGAAGAAAGCUACCUCAGAGAAACCUCAUGAACACAAGCAUCAACACAUUAAACAUGAAAAAGCUAUCUCUCAGACGAAGCCAGAGGAGAAAAUUAAACAACAAAAGACAACUCCCACUGAGAAGUCAGUUUCAGCAAAGCCAGCAAAGCAUGAAGCAGUCAGACAUGAAAAAGAUGUUCCAUCUACAAAACCAGUCAAACUGAAAAACACUGCGAAGCCAACAGGUGAAAUCCCAACAGCAGCCACAAAAAAACCAAAGACAGCUAAGGAAAAAGAAGAAAAACCAAUUGAGAAGAAACAUCUGAAAGAUGAAAAAACCAAAGGAUUCCCACCAGUAAAAGAAGCUCCACGACUUCACAACCUGACAUCAGCUCCUGUCCGCUACUUUCAAUGUGUCUUCCUAAAUGGACCUAAUGGAUUUGGACUGCAAUUUCCCACUAAUCUCCCUUCAAACAAGGAAGAAAAGACUCACUCAAAGACUUCCAAGAGAAAGACAAGGAAACCAGGGCAGUAGAGAGACU
Molecule: messenger RNA, 2512 nt
Organism: Gymnogyps californianus (California condor)
Lineage: Eukaryota; Metazoa; Chordata; Aves; Accipitriformes; Cathartidae
Gene: TRDN
Product: triadin
Cellular component (GO): membrane; sarcoplasmic reticulum
Molecular function (GO): signaling receptor binding
Source: RefSeq, a predicted model, not a curated record